AUAAAGACGCUCUACCGUUACUGGGAACCACUACUGGGUCUGAAGCAAUGUCAUCCUCCGAAGAGAGGAAAAGAAAGCUUGAGGAAUUAGCAGAAAAAGCUAGGGCAAAAGCCAAAGCCGCUGAAAAACUCUCUCCGAAAAUUAAGAAAACGAAUGUAUCUUCUAGCUCUUCACCGGCAAAGAGUAAACCGCUCCCUCCUCUAGGAGGGAGUGGAAGAGCUGCACGUCAGGAAGAAUAUGAAGACGACGGAUUUAUUGUAGAUGAUGAAGAUGAAGAAGCAUCUGAUGACGAUGAGGUCGUAGUAAAAAAGAAAUCUAAUAAAAAAAAGAAACGUAAUGAUGACGAUUCAUUUGACGAAGAUUCUGUUGGUGACGACUCAGAUGAUUUAAGCCUUGAUACCUCUACAAUUAUUCCAGGACGGAGAACAAGGGGGAAACGAAUAGAUUUCACGGGACAGGUCACAUUUAUUCUAAAAAACUUUUUAAAUACGACAUAG
This is a messenger RNA of Racocetra fulgida, 497 nucleotides long. Lineage: Eukaryota; Fungi; Glomeromycota; Glomeromycetes; Diversisporales; Gigasporaceae. The record is from the annotation of a GenBank genome assembly.